AUGAUGGCGACAGUGUGCCGCGUUGUGUGUGUGUUGGCCGCUGCUCUGUGCUGCACGGCCUUGUGCGUGGCUGCUGCUGCUGAAGAUACUUUCGCUGGGCCCCUCACAGGUGGUGCGGCUGCUGAGAAGUCUGUAGCGAGUGCUGCUGGUAUCAAGGCAAGGAUUACUUUGAAGGAGGCGGAGGUUCAAAAAGCAAUGGGCACUUUAGAGGCUGCAAAGAAAAUGGAGGAGGCCACCAACGAUGCUGUUGUUCCGCUGGAGAAAGCGAAGGAGGCAGCAAAAAUGGCCGAGCAGAUCGUGGAAGCUAUCAAGGUGAAUGUUAUUGCCGUAAGUAAGCAUGGGGCAAGUGUUUUUUCUGUAGCUUCAAAGGUAUCUAAGGCAGCAAGUGCGCUUAAAAAACCAUCGUCGUCGAAGAUAGUGGCCACUAAGGUGACAAAGGAGCAAAAGAUAGCUGAUGCCAAAGAGGCAACGAAGAAACUCCCAGAAUUAUUGACGAGCGUUGCACAAACCGUUUCGGAUGCCCAGAGUCUGCUGCAGAAGGUGAAGGACGCAAAUGCUAAAAGAGACGAGGCGCUGCAGCACGUCGGUUGGGUCGAGGCGAAUUCAACGUCCGAGGAGGCCCACAUUGUCAUAAUGGUGAGUGACGCAAAGGCAGCAGUGGUGGCUGCAAGUACUGCGGUGGACGCAUCUCUCGCUAAUGCGGAGUGGGGAUAUAGUGUCGCCCUGAUACUUCAGAAUGCUGCAAACGAAACAGACGUGGCAGCGAAGGAGGUGAUGGCCGUAAUAAACGAUAAUACUGUUGAACCAACAGAGGCGGAAAAUACAAAGCUAAAGACUGCUUGGGAAAGUGUAACAAAGAUUCCAAAUCGUGUCACACCGGCGAUGAGGGCGUCCAAAGAUGUUGUUAAGGAUGACCGCGAAGAAGCAGCAAAUAAAAUCAAAAAUGCGCUGUCUUCUAUUGACGCUAAAUUGGAAGCCGCUGCCGCUGCACUGCAGUCAAUUGUGUCGUCCAGAUUAACCGCUGAAUCUGCGCUGCAGAAUGCCCGGCAGGAGCUCCAACAACUCCAGGAAGAGGCACAUCAGCUGGAGCAACGGGAGAAAAAAGAGCCGAAGAAAGAGGACGAAGAACUCAGCCCUUCAAAGCAAUUUGAAUCCGCCACCACUACCACUUCUGAUCCUUCGCUCAACAAAGACGUUGCAGACGGCGAGAAGCUUCUUGCCCAACAUGCCGACAGUACCAGCAGCAAGGUUGCGCGGUUAGGUGCUCCACUGCUGCUGCUGCUGCUGGCCUGUGUGGCUCUGUGGUAA
Messenger RNA from Trypanosoma grayi, 1308 nucleotides. RefSeq lists its product as hypothetical. The record is from RefSeq and is a predicted model, not a curated record. The coding region runs from base 1 to 1308 and encodes 435 amino acids. Lineage: Eukaryota; Euglenozoa; Kinetoplastea; Trypanosomatida; Trypanosomatidae. The transcript has a single exon.